Molecule: messenger RNA, 1252 nt
Organism: Poecilia latipinna (sailfin molly)
Lineage: Eukaryota; Metazoa; Chordata; Actinopteri; Cyprinodontiformes; Poeciliidae
Product: ecto-ADP-ribosyltransferase 5-like
Exons: 2
Coding region: 301-1107 (268 amino acids)
Molecular function (GO): NAD+ poly-ADP-ribosyltransferase activity; NAD+-protein-arginine ADP-ribosyltransferase activity
Source: RefSeq, a predicted model, not a curated record
GUCAAGGACCAGAGUCUUUAAAGGAGCACUAACGCUGAUUGAGAUGAUUUGCAGCUGGUACCAAACAUGCAGAAGGGCUUACCUCACAAAAGGGCAGUUUAAAUGUGCAACUUAAGAAAAGUCUGAAAAAGUACAUUUUAUUGUUGUAAAAAAAUAACCACAGGAACUGAUUAUGUUAAGUGAGGUGGUAACUGUUUAAGCACUUUUUAAAAAGGUGUAAAAUAUGAAAAUUUUAUGUAAUUCAACCAUUUUGAGAACCUUGAAGUGAAAACUGUUUUCCAUUGUAACGACUCCUUUAAUAUGGCAAAGAUGGCGGUUUGGUUAGCAGUGCUGCUAACGUUGGGAGCCUUGACUGAAACGGCAAAGCAGAGCUUGUUUUACCUGGACAUGGCUCUGGACUCCGUGGACGACGCGUACGCUGGCUGCGAAGGCGACAUGGAGCGUAAAGUGAGAACUGACUUUCUCCCGAGUGAGAAAAACCAAAACUCAAAUUUCUCCUUGGCCUGGAACGAAGCAGAGAAGCACUACAACAAGAAAUGGAGACCCAAACACGGGAAGCCCGCCUCCAGGACCCUGGCGAAGGAGGAGAUCAUGGCCGUUUAUGUUUACACGACGGACAAACCCGAAGUCUACCCGGAGUUCAACGAGGCGGUUAGAAGUCAGAAGAUGAAGUACAAAACCGCUUUCAGAUACCACACUCUGCACUUCUUCCUCACGAGAGCCCUGAAGAGGCUCAGCGCUCGCAGAAGCGUCCUGGAAAGGUGCCUGACUGGCUAUCGAAGGGUCGACGGCGACUUCAGCCAAGAUGUCCUCAACGAGCAGAUCCGCUUUGGCUCUUUUACCUCCAGCUCGCUGCUUGGCUAUCAGGGUCCCUACAGGUUUGGUGACAAAACGUGCUUUGAGAUUUCCACCUGUUUGGGAGCAGACGUGUCACUGUACUCCAAGUUUGGAGAGUCUGAAGCAGAAGUUUUGAUCCCACCGUAUGAGGUAUUUAAAGUGACGCAGAUUAAGAGUAGAUCUGAACAGAAGAGCCUUGCAUGCGACGUGGUGUUUAAACUUAAGAGCACGCAGAAAGCUUUGUCCAACCUGAACUGUGCUGCUCUUUGACUGGAGCCACGUUGUGAUUCAAAAACGGGUGUAAAAAUAUUUUUUAAAAGUUUGGGAAGUAAACUGUUGAAAUACAUUUUUCACAAUUCAAUGUCAAACUGCAUUUGAAGGCAGUAAAAUAAAAAUUAAAAACGUUGUUUUCUGG